This is a messenger RNA of Aspergillus luchuensis, 576 nucleotides long. Its product is annotated as mitochondrial 54S ribosomal protein bL17m. Gene Ontology annotation, cellular component: ribosome; mitochondrial large ribosomal subunit. Gene Ontology annotation, biological process: translation. The coding region runs from base 1 to 576 and encodes 191 amino acids. Gene Ontology annotation, molecular function: structural constituent of ribosome. The record is from RefSeq and is a predicted model, not a curated record. The transcript is spliced from 2 exons. Lineage: Eukaryota; Fungi; Ascomycota; Eurotiomycetes; Eurotiales; Aspergillaceae.
AUGGCCGGAGGUGCUGCCAAAUUCCGCCAUCUGAGCCGCAAGUCCUCUCACAGACAGGCCCUCCUCCGCAACCUCGUCACCUCUCUCUUCCAGCAUGAAUCCAUCACAACCACAUGGGCCAAGGCCAAGGAGGCGCAACGACUGGCCGAGAAGCUGAUCACCCUGGGCAAGAAGAACACCGAAGCGAGCCGGAAGCGCGCAUUGUCGACGUUUUAUACCCCCCACGAACUCCUCCCCAAGCUCUUCGGUCCUCUUCGUGAACGCUACGCCGAACGUCCCGGUGGCUACACGCGAGUUCUGCGCGUCGAACCCAAGAAGGAUGAUCAAGCCGCCAGUGCAAUCCUGGAGUUGGUAGAUGGACCUAAAGAUAUGCGGUUUGCUUUGACGGCGCGGACAGUUGCUAGACAGCGGUCUCAGGGUUUGGAGACCCUCAAUGAACUCACCACAAUGAAUGUGAAUAAGGUCACGCGGUUCCGGAAGGGGGGAAUCUCGGAUCUCGAGAGGGAGAUCAAGCGCUUAGAGAUCACGGGUCAUGGGAAGGAGGAGGCGGGGAAGGCCAAGCCUGCGAAGCAAUAG